This is a messenger RNA of Rotaria sordida, 1842 nucleotides long. The record is from the annotation of a GenBank genome assembly. NCBI's taxonomy places the organism in Eukaryota, Metazoa, Rotifera, Eurotatoria, Philodinida, Philodinidae.
AUGAUAACAACAAUGAAAUCUAUUGAAUGUUUGCCGAACGAACUUUGGUUAUUAUUUAUGAGUUUUCUUCCACCAAUCGAUCUUUAUAGAGCAUUGGCUGGUCUUAAUCAUCGUAUUAAUUAUUUACUUUCUUCUAUGACUCCACGUCCGGUUCUCGAUACAUCUCAAUGUGCUGGUGAUAGAAUAUGUUUUUCUGAUCUUCUUCAAUUAAUCGAAGGCAAAGAUAUUUGGUCUCAAUUUCUUCUUUCUUCAAUCGAUACAAUUCGUCUUUAUGACACAUUGGCUAGUGAUGCACUUUGUACAUACUAUCAAUCUCCAAAGCAUUUUUCUUCAAAUCAAACUUCUUUCUUACAUUUAUUUCCUUCACUUCGUCGAUUGUAUAUAACAGGAAUUUCUGAUAAAAUCGAAAUAUCACAACUGUUUGUUCCAUUAUUCACUACGCUUUGUGAUGUUCAUUUCACAUUUGAUGCAUCUAUGUGCUGCUCAUCGUACUAUAAAGUGGUGAAUGGUUUUACUGAUCAUGGUUUAUCAUUUUAUCGUAUGGUAUUUGAUGUUGAAGAUGAUGAUAUUAGUGAAUAUUCGGAUUCAAAUGAAUAUGAAUGGAAACGAAUGUAUUUACCAAAUACUGUUUAUUUAUCACUCUAUAUCAAACGAUUAGAUGAUCUAUUCAAUCUUCUUGAUACUCAAGCAUUACCUGUUCUUGAUCAUCUCAGUGUUGCUUUUAUCACACGUGAUCUCGAAUACGAUGUAAAAAUGAUGAAUGUUAACAAUAUAACAAGUCGUUUACGUUCUCUCAAACUCAGUCACAUGUCAAUAAACAAUCUUCUCAUCUUUCUUUCAUUCGUUCAUAUGCCUUUACUCGAAAAGCUCACACUGAUUGAUAUUCAUGAUAAUACACUCAAUCGUCUUAACGAGUUUCAAAAAUAUUUUGAGACAAAGAAAAAUCUUCCUGCUCUUCGUCCAUCAUCAUUUCGAUUUCUACUUCGUUUUCCUGGUAAACUUGAAAGUAAAUGGAAUAAAUAUCGUUAUUUGCAAUGGCCACUUGAUGUUGUCAACAUUGAUCAUUGUCUUGAAGAGCAUCGUUUAUCUGUUGUGACAUACUAUCGUUCACGAACAUUAUCACUACCAAAGAAAUAUUCUCUUCUUAUUUUUACUCGUUCAUCUCUGCCUUUCCAUCGAAUUAUACACAAUUAUUCUGCUGCAAUGACACUCAAACAAACAUCAUCAAUUGAAUGGACUUGCGAUUACCUUGACAAUUCUGAACAAAUUUUUGAAGUUUUAUCAAAGUUUGGGACGAUAAAGAAACUCAAAAUUGGAACAUGGUCCGGAACAAAAUUUCAAAAUAUUGCUGCUAAAUCUAUUAUCUUUUCAUCACCAUCUGAUCGACUCCAAUUAGAUAAACUUCAUUCACUCACAUUGUUCACAACUGAGAGUUCAGACAACUUUCUAUUGAAAUCGCAACAACAUUUCUUUCUCCGUAUACUUCUUUCAGCAACAACGCAACUUGUUAAAUUAACUAUCAAUUGGAAUUAUAUCAUGAGCAUCGAUUCAAAUUUUACCAGUGAACCUUCUGCUGUCUCACCUCUUCUCAAUUUACGUCAUUUACAUUUGUGUUAUUUCAAUGUAGAUGUUAUAUUAAUUGUUACUCAUUUUGAAAAACUCACUGAAAUUAUCAUUAACAAAGACUCUGAUUAUCGACAUUUAGGUAUUCAUGGUCAUGAUUUAUUAUCUACUCAACAACGUUAUGUUGAAAACUUAUUAAGAAGUAUUCAUAAACUCCACGAUCCAAAUCGUACGAGUAUUCUUUGGACUAAUUUCCCUGAUUUACGUAUCUGGUUAUAA